GAGUGGCUUGCUAACUUAUUGUGCUCGUAAGUCGCGUGUGCUAUUUUUUUAGUGAGUAUAUGUAUGUUGUCCAGUAUUUAGAGGACUACAUAGUAGACGUUGUGUAUGAACGCCAGACAAUUUUGAAUGGGUUUUGUCACAGUCGGUUGGACUUUGCAAAUCUAUUCUGUUUUGCCAGUUAGCUAACGUUAGCUAGCGUAACUUCCGAGUUUUGUUUUCGCGGGUCAGUACAACAACAGACAUAUGACAGCUUGCUAAAGUUGCAUGCAGAGUUUUUGGCAAGUGUCACACUUUCUCAAGAUGCUGCAUUCAAAUGUGUAUGUGAUGCAUUUACGUUUGCAGUGUGCCUAUGCUUUCAUUUAGCUAACAAGCUAGAGCAGGGGUCUAUUCACUAGGAACGAAACGGAGAGGGUACUACCUGAAUACGUCCAAUAUAACAUAAUGUUUUCGCUGUAAAAAGUUGUCCGAUGCAAAACGUUUUGGACUAAUGAUUACACCCCAGAUAUAGUAGCGCUGUUUUGUUUGCGCAUGGUCACUGUGAACUUUAAUCUAUUGUGCAUGACAGUGCCAGGCUGCCUGCAUCAUGUCACUGCUUAGCCUUGUGGAUGAAGCCAUCAAGUUGUGCAAAGUAGAGGAGACCAAGAUAAACGAGAACAUCCUUCAAUACAGGGAGAUACUGCGUUCUUUGAGACCACAGCAGGAAGACUGCAAGGAAAUAGAACUGACAGAUGAUGUUGAAAAGGACCCAGAUGUCCAACUGGAGGAGAGACGGGAGAUGGAACUGCUGAAUCGAUUGCUGGAGAAGGCCCUCAGAGUUCGCGUUGGCACAGCACCCCAAAAAMACCCUCAGAACUGUACAGGACCAAAGAAAGAACCAGUGGACACUACACAGGGAAAGGGAAGGGCUCUGACCCCAGGUGGCACCAAAGGGAAUAAAAAUGUKAUUAAAACUACCUCCAAACCCAUCACGAUGGACAAAAAAGAGUCCAGAAAGUAUUCUGCGUCCCAUCUCUACAGGGGUGGAAGGGGGAGGAUGGGUCAUCCGGUAGGUCAUUCAGGACAAGGCAGGGCAAGCAUGAUCAGAAGCUCUGUCCAGAUCCAGAAACGAUCUGUCGUGUCAUCAAAGGAGUUUCCACCACAGUCCUCUGGGAAGGCAGUGAAGCAGGCUGGUCCUCCAGGUCCUGUGUCACAUAAUCAGGGUCAAUCACCGCAGGCCUCAUCAGCACAUCAUCAGGUUGAGGUGUCCCACAGGUGGUUGUCAGCUGCAGCCACUUCCUUCCAGCCCCCUAACGGGGACACGGUGUCUGUUUCACACAUGGAGGGGAUGCCAAAAGCACAUGUAAUUUCACCUCCACAGAAUGGAGCUCCCACACAGUGGUUAACUAAAUGGAUCAGUCUAAGGACCAAACAAAGCAGGUUAUGGGACAAAGUCUGGCUCUACAAUCAAACCUGUGGCGGAGAGGAGUCACUUCACGGAGAGAGUGAAAGCCACUGUAUCCUUCCUCAGAUGAACUGAACAUUUAACACCCACAUAUAGCUAACCUGAUUUAAUGCACCCUCAUGCUUACGUCUGGGCAUUAUGAGUAGUUAAAUAGUGUUUUAAUAG
Messenger RNA from Salvelinus sp. IW2-2015, 1606 nucleotides. The record is from RefSeq and is a predicted model, not a curated record. NCBI's taxonomy places the organism in Eukaryota, Metazoa, Chordata, Actinopteri, Salmoniformes, Salmonidae.